AUUCAAAUUGAAAACGUUUGUGCGCUCAGCCUACACCAUUGCUUACUACUGCGCGUUUACCAACACUUCUCGGACAGCUGUUCGUGUGUGUCACCAAAAUUUUUAUUGCUGCUGUUUUUUCUUUUGCUGUGCCGCUGAGUUUUCCUGUUCACGGAACAGCCUUUCGCGCAAAUGGAUGAACAAAAAGUGAUUGAUCAGCAUAAUGCCAGCUUGGCCGUAGUCUUGCCACUCGCCGAAACGCUGUGCCAAGCGACCGUUGAAGAGGAAGCAGUGCCCGCCCCAGAUUUGGCAUCUGACCAACAGCUGUGCUUAUUUACCGGUACAAAUAUGUCUCCCUGCGGCUGUCCUAAGCUGGAGGCAGAGCCGAUCUUGAACAAUAGACAGCUGUUGGGAUUUCAGGUGCGCAGUCAUGACAUCGACUGGAAGCUCUUUGUCCGGCCGCUGGACGCGCAAGUCCGCGGAGAGCCCGUCUACCUGGACAGACAGUCGGAUUUCUUGAGCAACUAUCGUCGCACGGUGAACAGGAACAAUCGACGCGAGCUGCUCGUCUGCCACGACAUGAUGGGCAACUAUUUGGCAGAUCGGCAUUAUCACAGCUCGAGGAAGUACGACGAUUAUCGGUUCAUGCACUGGUCUGCCGUGGACUACUUUUGCUAUUUCAGUCACAACUAUGUGACCAUUCCGCCUAGCGGCUGGCUCAAUGCCGCCCACCGACACGGCGUCCCCGUCCUGGGCACCUACAUAGCCGAGGGCACCGCGGGCAGCAAGCUGCUCCACGAAGUACUCGCCAGCGUCGAGAGCGUUCAGCGGACAGUCAUUGCUAUGACGCGCCUCUGUCUCCACUUUGGCUUUGAGGGCUGGCUGGUGAACGUGGAGUGUCAGGUGCGCACCGAAGCUAUGCCCAAUCUCUACCUGUUCGUGGACGAGCUGCGCCGCGUGACCGAGACGCAAGUGCCGUACGGACGAGUCAUUUGGUACGAUAGCGUCAUCAACAACGGGGAGCUGUUGUGGCAAAACGAGCUGAACGAGCGCAACGUGCAAUUCUUUCGGGCCAGCCAUGGCACUUUGAUCAACUACUCGUGGAACGAUCGCAGUCUGGCGAACAGCGAGGCAUCCAUACAGCGAGAGAAGGCGGCACCGCAUCGCCUGUUCAUGGGACUCGAUGUGUUCGGUCGCGGCCAGCUGGGACGCUUUCGCAGCGCUCAGACCUUGGCCAGAAUUGCGGCACGCGGCUUCUCGGCGGGCAUCUUUGCGCCCGCCUGGUGCUUCGAGACACUGCAACAGUUCAACUACAAUAUACAUGACAGAAACGGCGAUGAAUCCGUGAAUGCGGCCUUCCUGAUGAGAAACGAACACUGGUGGGCCCGCCUGUGGCCCAGCUUGGCCACGCACCCGUAUCAUCGGCUGCCCUUCUACACGAACUUCUGUGUGGGCUCCGGCCGUGACAGCUUCGAAUGCGGUGCACGCCAACGGACCGGAGUGCCGUUCUUCAAUUUGGCACGCCAGUCUCUGCAGCCGUCGGUGCCACUGGGAGAGAAUGCGGAGCGCAGCUUUGACACCGCCUACGCCGGCGGCUGUGCGCUACGAAUCAUCAACUAUGCACGUGCCUUCCGGCUAUUUCUCACCGAAUUUCAGUUUCCCCAUGGCGCACUGCUGCUGGGCUAUGCCUACAAAAUAACCGCUCACGAUGAAAGGCACGCGCUGGAUGUUGUGCUGCGGUUCUGUCCGCCCCAAAAGCCCAUGCAGGAUGUCUAUGUAUUUUCUGGCGCCUAUGGCGAGGCCGUUAUCAAGCAAGGUGCAUGCUACAUUUCGUCAGUGAACGGGGCACUGCCGACCAGUCUGGUCCACGAACAACUGCCCCUGGAGCAUGGUGCUCUCGGCGAGAACUGGAGGGUGCGCUACUAUCUUGCCAAAUUCGAUGGACCCGUGCAGCUGCAGGACAUUGGCGUGUUGGGCCGACGGCCAGAAGAGUCUGCGUCGGAGGCGUAUAUCGGCGCCAUCUAUGUGCAGAGCCUGCAGCUGGACGACUGGGAAAAAGCACAGUCAAGCCACAAUAUCAACAUUCCAGUGUACAGCGAACAACUCUGGCAGCAGCACGAGAUAAUUGAAAAAGACAUCACAGCCUAAAAUAAACCAAGUGCAUUUUAUAGACA
Messenger RNA from Drosophila hydei, 2153 nucleotides. RefSeq names its product cytosolic endo-beta-N-acetylglucosaminidase (gene ENGase). The transcript is spliced from 4 exons. Gene Ontology annotation, biological process: protein deglycosylation. Gene Ontology annotation, cellular component: cytoplasm. The record is from RefSeq and is a predicted model, not a curated record. The coding region runs from base 172 to 2127 and encodes 651 amino acids. Gene Ontology annotation, molecular function: mannosyl-glycoprotein endo-beta-N-acetylglucosaminidase activity. NCBI's taxonomy places the organism in Eukaryota, Metazoa, Arthropoda, Insecta, Diptera, Drosophilidae.